CCACGCUUUGCUUAUGUCACCACUACGCAUGCGCCGUGCAAGGAGGGACGCGCUUUGGGGGAAGGGCAGGGGUGGGCCUUGGCCGGGGUCUCACCGCGACUGCGCGGAAGGGAGCCGGACUGUAACAUGGCGACUUGCGCUGAAAUCCUGCGGAGCGAGUUUCCCGAAAUUGACGGACAGGUCUUCGACUACGUAACCGGCGUCUUGCACAGCGGCAGCGCGGACUUCGAGUCCGUGGACGACCUGGUGGAAGCUGUGGGGGAACUGUUGCAAGAGGUGUCCGGGGACAGCAAGGAUGACGCGGGCAUCAGAGCCGUGUGUCAGCGCAUGUACAACACUCUGCGCCUGGCUGAGCCGCAGAGCCAGGGAAACAGCCAGGUGCUGCUGGACGCCCCCAUCCAGUUGUCAAAGAUCACGGAGAACUACGACUGUGGCACCAACCUUCCAGGGCUGCUGAAGAGGGAACAGUCCUCGACAGUGAAUGCAAAGAAGCUAGAGAAGGCUGAGGCUCGACUAAAGGCAAAGCAGGAGAAACGUUCAGAGAAGGACACACUCAAGACCAGCAACCCUCUAGUCUUGGAAGAGGCAUCAGCCAGCCAGGCAGGCAGCAGAAAGGAGAGUCGGUUGGAAUCAUCUGGCAAGAACAAAUCCUACGAUGUGCGAAUUGAGAACUUUGACGUGUCUUUUGGCGAUAGGGUGCUGCUGGCUGGUGCAGAUGUGAACCUGGCAUGGGGCCGCCGCUAUGGGCUAGUGGGCCGGAAUGGGCUGGGGAAGACAACACUGUUGAAGAUGCUGGCCACCCGGAGCCUGCGAGUCCCAGCCCAUAUUUCCCUGCUGCACGUAGAGCAGGAGGUUGCUGGAGAUGACACCCCUGCCCUGCAGAGUGUGCUGGAGAGUGACACUGUACGGGAAGACCUCCUGCAGCGGGAGCGGGAGCUCAGUGCCCAGGUUGCUGCUGGCAGGGCUGAGGGCUCAGAAGCUGCACAGCUGGCAGAAAUCUAUGCCAAACUGGAGGAGAUUGAGGCUGACAAGGCACCUGCCAGGGCAUCAGUCAUUCUUGCUGGACUUGGCUUUACCCCUAAAAUGCAGCAGCAGCCCACCCGGGAGUUCUCAGGUGGCUGGAGGAUGAGGCUGGCCCUGGCCCGGGCCCUGUUUGCUAGGCCAGAUCUUCUGCUGUUAGACGAACCCACAAACAUGCUGGAUGUAAGGGCCAUCCUAUGGCUGGAGAAUUACCUGCAGACAUGGCCCUCCACAAUUCUGGUCGUCUCCCACGACCGAAACUUCCUGAAUGCCAUAGCCACAGACAUCAUCCACCUGCACAGCCAGCGGCUAGAUGGCUACCGGGGAGACUUUGAGACCUUUAUCAAAAGCAAGCAGGAGCGACUGCUCAACCAGCAGCGUGAAUAUGAGGCACAGCAGCAGUAUCGCCAGCAUAUCCAGGUUUUUAUUGAUCGGUUUCGCUACAAUGCCAACAGAGCCUCUCAAGUACAGAGUAAACUCAAGAUGCUGGAGAAGCUGCCAGAGCUGAAACCCGUGGACAAGGAGCUGGAAGUAGUGAUGAAGUUCCCUGAUGGGUUUGAGAAGUUCUCACCACCAAUUCUGCAACUAGAUGAGGUGGAUUUCUACUAUGACCCUAAACACGUCAUCUUCAGCCGUCUCUCCGUCUCUGCUGAUCUUGAAUCCCGCAUCUGUGUGGUUGGGGAGAAUGGGGCUGGGAAGUCUACCAUGCUGAAGCUGCUUAUGGGGGACCUAACACCUGUUCGAGGCAUCAGACAUGCUCACCGGAAUCUGAAGAUUGGCUAUUUCAGCCAGCACCACGUAGAACAGCUGGACCUGAACGUCAGUGCUGUGGAGCUGCUGUCACGCAAGUUUCCUGGACGGCCUGAGGAGGAGUAUCGUCACCAGCUGGGCCGGUAUGGCAUCUCUGGAGAACUGGCUGUGCGCCCUGUUGCCAGCUUGUCUGGGGGCCAGAAGAGCCGGGUAGCCUUUGCUCAGAUGACUAUGCCCUGCCCCAACUUCUACAUUCUGGAUGAACCCACAAACCACCUGGACAUGGAGACAAUUGAGGCUCUUGGCCGUGCUCUCAACAAUUUCAGGGGUGGCGUGAUUCUGGUAUCCCACGAUGAGCGCUUCAUCAGGCUGGUGUGCCAGGAGUUGUGGGUGUGCGAAGGAGGCGGCGUCACCCGGGUCGAGGGGGGAUUUGACCAGUACCGUGCUCUUCUCCAGGAACAGUUCCGCCGUGAGGGCUUCCUCUAGGCCCAACAAGCUGAGGGCUAUGCCCAGGACAUGGACUGGUCUCUCAGACCCCUGGGCCACCAUGUAGGCAACCAUCUCCAGGCCACGGACCUCCCCUGACUUUGGGGACAGCCUUAUUCCUAAAUCUCUCCUUUUGACUGGAGCAUGCUCUGCACAAUCCAGAGAACCACAUCUUAGGGUCUGUGAGGACUGGUCUUCUAAGUGGAAGGGGUAGGAGGGUACCCUCUAGGGUUAUAGUUCCUCCACUGCCCCAGCUCUGACUGGGCCCCAAGUGGCUGCUGUGUAAAUUAAAUCUUCUUGCCUCAUCUCUGCUGUUCCCUGGCAGGGCUGCAGUGUGUUAAGGGGUGUGGGCUCUCUGAUUUGUUACUCUCCUGUGACAUUUGUAUCAAUCACAAAGAGGAGGUUAUAGCAUCACCAGCCUUGACCCUGGGAGGAGACAUCACGAAAGGGGCUCAGAGGUCACCUGCCUGACCUUGCAGUGGACUGGGCUGUCGAAUGAAGGGCAGUGUGUUACAUCACUGUGGUGCUUGUCCCUGUAGCGUGGGCUCGGCCUCACUGCUUAAGAGAGUGAACUGAUUCUGUAAUCCUGCAGUUUUAGACAUGGUUUGUCAUCUGCUUUCUCCCAUGGUCUCUGGCCCAGGCUCACCCUGCUCCUCUGAUCUGGACCUUCAGAAGGGUCUGAAGAGAAAUUGUCUUUGUCCCUGUUUUGCUUGGGUGGUUUCUUUAUUUUUCCCUCUAACCAUGUAAGAGGGGCCUGGGAAGAAGUUGAAAAUGGGAAGAAAUAGAGCACUUUGUUUUCAAAUUAAGCAGUCUUAAGUGUGGGGUGGGAUGUUUCACUGUUGGCGUCCAGCUCCCCACAUUUCACAGAGGUAAUAGGAUUUAUAAAUAUUGCUUCUCGAGGGCUCAGCUGCUAUAUGUAAUUGUUAUACAGAAGACACUGACAUAGAGACAUUGUGUUGCUCUCCAUGAUGAUGGAGGAAACCAGUCAACAGAAGCAACUUGCUGGCUUCAUGGAGAAUUAUAGUCACAAAGCUCAACCAAGGAAUGUUAACUCAGCUGGUGAGGUUAUGAUAGUGCAGGUAGGUGGAGGGAGAUACCUGUUUUUAGAGUAAAGGAGAAUAAAGACAGGAAGUCUCUGCUGAUUUACUAUAGAACAGGCAGUGAUGGAUGAAUGAAAACAGCAGAAGAGCCACGAAUCAGCCUGCCUCCUCAGCCUCUCUCACUCCCUUUCAGAAGUCCAGAGGAGAGGUUCUUCCAACUGUGUGUGACUUUGUGAAUCCUCAUGCUCCUAAGAGCCUUCUCACAACCCCAUCACUUCUGCCAACCUCACACCUGCAGAUGGGCCAGUCAGGGGCCAUCUGGUGUGUGAUUUGUGUCUACCUGUUUGCCAGGCUCAGCCCCUUCACCUCACACAAGCUUGUGAAUCCUGAUAUGAGUUCUCCCAAGUCCUUAAAGUUGGUGGGAGUGCAGCUGAAGGGUUCUGUGACAGAAUCUGCUGCUUUUGGAGGUAAGUGACUUUAUACAAAGAGCACUGGAGUUGGGUUUAAGAUCAAGUCCCAGUGCCAGUACUGGUGAUAGAAGGAGUCACCAGACUAAGAAAUACUAGCUGUGUAAGGAAUCACUUAACCUUUUUGAAAACCUCUGCGUGGUUUCUUGAUAGGAUUGUGUUGAGGAUUAGCUGACAAGCACAUUAUACAUGUGAUUCAUAAAGUGAUUUUUUUGUCUGUGGCCAGUCUGAUUUGAAGGACUAUCAUGGGAAAAGCAGAUUUUCUGAGUGAUUCCAGAGGUGGACAAGUUUGGGUUCGAAGGAAGGAAAAUUUGUAAUAGCUCAGGUUGCCUCCUGAGAGUAAGUUUCCAGUCUCUGGGACUGUUCCGCCCUGCCAGGCUCUCAAGACCUCUUUCAGGUUGGUUUCCAAUGUCAUGAUUCCAUGAACAAAAUAGGAAGAGCCUGUAUAUGACAGUACAGGCCUACAUAUCAGGCCUUGAGAAAAUGAAUUGUAGCGGCUGAGAAAGACUACAUUAAGGUUUGGGUGAACUUCUGGAGGUUAAAAGAGGAGAGCUGGCAGAAGAUAGUUGUCUUGAGGGAAAAUAUAGACAAUGUCAACUCCGUUCCAGAAAGCACAGGGCGGAGAGAAAUUUGAUCUGCAUGAGUGGGAAGCCACCCUUGAUCACCACAGACUGCCCAUCACAGUAGCCACCCCCUUCACACUGGAGAGCCCAUAUAACCCAACCAUUGGGGAGCUGGUCCUUCCAACUGCUGAGGUUGGAGCUGCCCUGCUGACAUCAGGCUAAGUUCUCACUGUUUUCCAGGCAAAUUUUAGAAUGGAAUAGGGGAAAAGGUGCCGUUUACCCUUGCUGGCUAUGCCCCAGGUUAAUUUGUCAUUUUAGAAUGUAAAAUUCUAGUAAAAGCCACUCCACAAGCCUGGGCCUGGCCCAUCCACAGGUGCAAGCCAAACAACACCUCCAGCAGCAUCAGCUUAUGGGUCUGCACCAGCCUGAACAUGCAGACUGGAUUAUGGAACCUGGGGAAGUCCCAGCGGGCUAGCAGGCUGGGUUCACAACCUGGCUGAAGGGCCUCUAGGGGUCCCUGAACCUGGAGCCAUUGACUCCCUUCAACCUAGCCUCCCUCCAAGUGCGCUUCAUUGCACCUAGUGCUUCCCACAUUAUAAGCUGCUGCCAUUAAAGUUGUAGAUCCCACUUUGCCUGUUAACCUAGAAGGCCAGACCAUGGCUUGCUCGUCUUUCUGUCUUAGGUGCCUGCCACAGGUUGGGUUCCCUGGGACACAGUGUGAAGAAAUCGUCAUGCAGAGUGUUUAUUGGGGUAUGCUGCUGGGACCAAUACCAGGAUUGAGCAGAGGGAGAAAAUGGGCAGCAUGAAAGCCUCAGCCCCACCUUCUGGAGCUGGGUAACUGCAGAGUUGUCCUGAGUUGAGGCAAUGGCUCAGGCAGGCCUUUAUCUGCUGAGUUGACUAGUCUUUGAAUGCUGGCUGCUACCAGAAGAUGGGAAGUUGAGAAAGGAAGUUUUCUUCAGCUGAGACAAUUCCCCCAAAGGGACUGACAGCUAAGGACUUUCCCAUCAGCACCUGCAGCUAAAGCAGCAAGUCCAUUCCUGAAAGGGCAUCCUGGCAGCCCAUCACAGCAUCUACAGUGCCUGGCCUAUAGACAUGUGCUCAAUAAAAGUGCUUGAGAAAUGA
This is a messenger RNA of Myotis davidii, 5448 nucleotides long. It is a transcript of the gene ABCF3, whose product is annotated as ATP binding cassette subfamily F member 3. The coding region runs from base 127 to 2256 and encodes 709 amino acids. Lineage: Eukaryota; Metazoa; Chordata; Mammalia; Chiroptera; Vespertilionidae. The record is from RefSeq and is a predicted model, not a curated record. The transcript has 21 exons. Gene Ontology annotation, molecular function: ATP binding; ATP hydrolysis activity.